AUGCACAGCAACAAGAUGCCUACCUACGCCCUCCUAGGAGCCACCGGAUCCACCGGUUCGAGUGUCCUCCGUCGUCUCCUCCAGACGGCGAGUGAGACUGACUCUUUCAGCGUCAACAUCCUGGUCCGCUCUCGCCCCAAGCUGCUGGGGAUGUUUCCGGGCCUGGACCAGCGUCGAUCGCCGACAGUCCGCAUAUUCCAGGGCGAAUCCACCAAUCCAGAGCUGCUCGACGCCGUUCUCCAUAACGCUAGUAUCCUUUUCAUGUGCGUGGGCCAGAACGGCAGUCCAAUGGGCAUGACCCUGGUGCAGGACAGCGCAGUCGCCGUCGUGGACGCCCUCCGACGCCAACGCCGACACCAGGGGUCAGCAUGCACGGUCAUCCAGCUUCGCUCUGCGUCGUUGAACCCCGCGCUGUCCGUGCAGGUGCCGAGACUCGUGCAUCGACUGGUCUCGUUUUGUCUGUUCGCUGGCUAUAGCGACCUCAGACGCGCAUGCGAGGUUUGGCAUGAUGCGUCGCUGGCCGGGUUGCUGCAGUAUGUGCUUGUCGACCCCCCGACGCUGCACGACGCCGACGGCAGAAGGGCCACCGGUCAUGAAUUAAUUAUUGCCGAGUCACAGACGAUCUGUCUGAGUUAUGCCGACCUUGGUGUUGCGCUUUGUGAGAUUGCCGACCGUGCGUUGGAGUUCCAGGGCAAGGCUGUGGGAGUCACUGCGACCGGCCCAGUUAGGCACACUUGGGGCGUGCUACUGGGGUAUUUGGCACAAGGAGGAAUGGCCCAUUUGCAGUAUAGGCACGGGAAAGAGAAGUUGAUCGUGGUUGGAAUAGGCCUUGUUUUGAUCUUGGGGUGCUUGUAUGUAACUAUUCCCUAG
Molecule: messenger RNA, 870 nt
Organism: Aspergillus puulaauensis
Lineage: Eukaryota; Fungi; Ascomycota; Eurotiomycetes; Eurotiales; Aspergillaceae
Exons: 1
Coding region: 1-870 (289 amino acids)
Source: RefSeq, a predicted model, not a curated record